CGCGGCUGAAACACCGGCUUCUUCUCCUCUUCGUGGAAGUUCUGGCACACUUCUGCUGCUGUUCUUCUGCUCCAACGAGUCAAACGACCCGACUCUCCACAACGAUCUGGCUCCAGCCUCCUCUCGACUCUCGAGUCUCUCAAGUCUCAUACACGCUUGCGGUCCCCUGCCCCAACGUGGAACCUGGCUGACUCUGACCCUUGGCCGUGGAUCGAUGAUCGGAUCGUCUUUGCUAAAACGGUUCUUCACUUCAAUAUUAAUAAUGGUUUGUUGGAGUGUCUGUCUUGCGGCUUACCCAGCCCAUUAUUAUUAUUAUUGAUUGACUUCUUCUCCCAACCAACCCAACCACAACUCUUUUUGUUCUUCUUGCUCGAGAGAACCACCACCUCACCCUUCCCUUACCUGAAUUAACCUAACCUCAGCCUGAGUUAUCUGUCAAUGCUUCCAGAGCAUUGAAGGAACCAACCCGCUCCAUACUCCUUUUUUUUUAUCCGUGCUUCGCUUUCUGUGGGCCCUUGGGAGAGGGGCCAUCCCGUUGCUCCAAGGGAUAUCUUUUGCCAGCCAACGUAUCUAGCGACCAUUCGCGGACCAGCGCUUCCUUUGUUGCUUGUUCUACCGCCUCCUCACUCCGCUUCCUCCGUCCACUCGUCCAGCCGCAACCAGACAUCUCACUCGCUCGGCAACCUAGACCUACAUAGUCCGUACAUGUAGCUGCGGGUUCUCGCCAACAAAUUAUAUACCUGCAACCCGCGAAAACAGGUUUCCACUCUGUGUCAAAGGUCUCCGUUGUUGUAGCAUCCCUCUUCGAAUUAUAAGCCGCUCUGCCUCCGCUACGCCUGCAUCAUUGCUUCUCCUCUCCGCCCUUGCCUGGGGAUUGCUUCAAACACCUGAAAUCUUUGCAGUCCAUUUUCGUACAUCUAGACACGGAACAAUGCGACCGCAUUCUCUCACUUGACUACCAUCAAUUUGCCUCGGCGAUUUUAUUCUCUUUUUGUAAAGGACGCUUCGCUUUUUCUUUGAGUAAAGCACUGGGUCCCAGGAUUUGACAAAGAAGCCUGCGUUGGAGAAGAGGGCCAAAAAUAGCUCCAAACAGCUUCCAAUCGCUGGCUUGGGCUCUUUCUUUCUGCAAGUAACGUAACUUGGAAAUUUGCUGGCAUGGAUUGACUGUAUGCUUAUGCCUGCAACUCUCGCAACCCGGACCCGCACCCAGAAACACAAACCAUAUGACUUUGGAAUACCCAAGAGCUCCGAAACGAGCCAUGCCUACAUAUUCCUCUUCCUCUAGAGCUCCCCAAAUGUACAACACGUACUCUGGCGAGUCACCUCCGCGUACACCACCGUCUCAGAGCAACAAAUAUAGAAACGUGCGAAAGGGAGAUUUGGUCCUGCGGCCCCCUCUCCGCGAAACAUUUCUAGACGAUCUCACCCAUGUUGAUGACCAUGGCCACCCGGACUCCGGAGAUGAUGAUGAUGAUGAUCAUGAUACCCAUGACCUAGCCCUGUCCCCCAAGCAUGUUACACGUACGUCAGUGGUGGAUAACAUGCUUUUGUCCCUGGACCAGUUCUCUGUUUGUGACCCACUUGACAGUCCCCGUAUGUUCAGUUCGAGCCUGGAUCAAGAAGCUCACACCAUAUAUACACGCUACUCUUCUAUGAGGGCUAGCCGACCUCGGGGCCACACCUUCUCUUCUUCUAUCUCUUCUGAUGUUGAAGCCCAUUCAGAGGAUAAUGUUGGUCGCUACUCUAGCCAAUCUACUCGUGGUCGUCGAAGUAACAGCAGUUCCAACUACCAUCCUGGUCUUCGGAGAAUUGACAGUGUUCGUGGGGCUGGAGAAGGUAUGAGUACCCGCAGCAAGGUGUAUGAUGCUCAACGCGCUCUAAACGCUGCAGAUCGACAGCCUUCUCAUCGAACAAACAGGGUCGGCACUAAAGCCAGCAGUCGAAGCAGUGGCUCCUCCAGCGUUGACUUUAAUCAAAUGAUAGCUGGUGGUCGACCAGGGCAGUAUCGGGAGCGACGGUCCGCCAGCUUUGAUUACGGAUCCCACCACCACCCCUCACUGCCAUUGACUGACAAUCGAGGUGGGUUGGAAGAUUUCGUUCAUUACAACGGGUUUCAUUACGAUGACAUCGACGCAGCUCCCACCCCUUGUGUUCCCGUAGGCCCCCGACGCAACCACUCACCCCCGAUGCGCGAACUACCUUACAAUAGAACCGUCCCCAGCAGUUCCCGCGCUCCUGCCUUGUCACGUAAGAGCAGCAGCAAAUCGGCUAGGAGCAUGUAUACGAAGAAAGGUCGUUCAGACACCCUCGGAACUGCUACCAUCCGAGGCCGUAGAGCCGAGUCGAGGCACUAUCGUGACCCAAUACCGGAUUUCCCUCUGGCCAUGUCGACCUACCCCCACCACCAACCUGCUCCUAGCCCAACAGUUGCAUUCCAUAAAACUUCCUAUUUUGCCCCUCAGCCAACAGUCAAUAAUACCCCACCACCACCACCACCACCCGCCCCAAAAGAGCGACCAGGGUUUUUUCGGCGGGUUUUUGGUGGCGGCUCUUCAAAAUCCCAAACCCCAUCCCAGUCCGAAGCCGACUCUUCAUAUAGCCAAGAAAACGAGACCCACCGACGGCAAAGAGAACAGCAGCAAAGUGCGCCGAAUUCUUCCAAAGGCCAGAAACAAACAAAGAAGUACUCGUCCCCAGGAAACAACAUGUCGAGCCGCGAAAACACCCCCGUGAUAACCAAAAAGCCAUCAUCCUUCUUCCGUCGCCGCAAGAAGUCCAUCCCAGACCAUGUUCCGCCACCAUUGAAAUUACCUCCUCCUAAUAUCCAAACUCUUAGCGGUUCGAAACCCGAUCAUUAUAAGGUUGAUCAUUUACGUGGCGAUUUGGGUCCAGAGCCUAGUCCAGUUAGCAGUCUCAGGAAGGUUAUGGAUCCUUUCUUAACAAACGCUCCCUCUCAUCAGGUGGAUCACGACCCCGUAGUCGACGAUGCAGAUAAUGAGAUUUCCGGCAGUGAACCACGAUCUCUGAAUGAGGGCAACGCAACAAAACGUGGAGAUUUGGAGCAUAAUCCACGUGGGAAGAAGCCAAGGAAACCCAGUUCGCUUAAUUUCAAAUCCGGACUUAGUCUUAACGUGCCUUCUCGUGACCAUGAUGAUUCUUUCCUGGCGGAUAGCAGCAGUGGAAAUGAGGGAACCGGUCUUUCGUAUUCUGGUGAAAGAUUCAGGCGGCCUAUGACUAGCCCCAAUGCACCAACUCACAUGAAACUAAUGCCAGUUGGACAAUCAUCGGAAGUCGCUAGUGGUUCACAUUCGUCAGGGAAAACGAGUGCUAGUAGUUCCCGUGCGUCGUACUCAAUUUUGCCGGCGUACCUGAAAUCGUCGCAUAGCAGGCACGGCGCAGUUGAUGAAUCGUCCACUACAACUUCAUUAUCGACUUCAGUGUCGGAUCAGAAAACUCAACACGGCUCGUCAUCUGUGCAACCUCAAAUUCUACCGGGGGAUAAUCAUGCCCAUCCUUCGAGGCAACUGCAUGAGAAGGCCUGGCUGGAGCCUGAUUCUUCUGUAGAACAUUUAGCUGAUGGGCGUGGCAAGUUGGAUCUACCGCUGGAAGGGACAGUUACGUCUCCGCGGGCGUCGCUAUCAACUGUGUCCAACUAUCACACUGCAUCAACCACUCCUAUAAUCCCGGAUGAUGAAAACACAAACAAAGAUACUAAGCCGCAGGCACUGCCUCCGCUACGUACGGAGAUACAAGCCGAGAAGAAACCCACCGAUGCUAACAACGGUGAAACUACUGGCCUUGCUAUUAAUGAGGAGCCUACUGCGGAGGAUAGACAGCAUGCCCAAAGGAUAUUCGACGAUCUCGACCAUGACGCAGACAAAGAACCUGCUGCAGCUUGGCUUGGAAAUCCAGACCGGUCAGCCGUUAGAAAGGCUUACAUGGAACUUUUUGACUGGUCAAAUAUGAAUAUCUUAGCGGCAUUGAGAGGAUUAUGCGGGCGACUUGCGCUAAAGGGUGAAACUCAACAGGUUGAUAGGAUUCUUGAUGCUUUCUCAUCGCGUUGGUGUGAAUGUAAUCCGGAGCAUGGAUUUAAGGCAACAGAUGUUGUUCAUACAAUAUGCUACUCUCUUCUCCUGUUGAAUACCGAUCUCCACAUGGCGGAUAUUGAGCAGAAAAUGACUCGCAGUCAAUUUAUUAAGAACACUAUGCCGACUAUCCAGAGGGUUGUUUCUGAUGCUGCUCCGAACGCUUUCGAACGAGCAAACCCUGGAAAUCUUUCCAGCAAGACCCAAACUCAAGGAGCAAGCGUGAACUCUAGCCCGCUUGUCGCAAAAUCUCCUACGCUGUUGCCUAUUCGACAUGGAGGCGACGGUUCAGUAGAUAUGGAUGUUCCCAAUAAUACCCUCUCAAAACCUGUUGAGGACACUCCCAGGACGAACUCUGUAUGCACCAUCUCCACGAGCCAGAAUCUUGAUGUUGCUUCCGGCGAUUCGGGACCCUUGGUUUCUAUGCCAUACCGGGGCACACAGAAAAGCUGGGAAUUUCAAAUUGAAAACGUUCUUAAAGACUUUUAUCACUCUAUCCAAAAACAGAGAUUACCCCUGCGAGGCGCCACUGCAGAAGCUGAAGAACAUCAACAGCAUUCGAACAACUUUCUAACACUGACUGGUAAUAUGCUUCGUCGCACACCAAGCACGUUGAGCAAAAGCGGAUCAGAUAUUCACCCCCGAGGUCGGCACAUGGAGAAUCGAGUGUCAACCGCAAGGUGGUCGUCGAAACCUAGGUCUCGCCCGAGAUUGUAUCCAACUUCACAUUUCGGCUCAAGCCGUACAAGCCUCGAUGAUCAAUCGUCUCUUUGGUCGCCAUCGGCAUCGAGUACGUGGAGCAAGCAUUCCCUUGGCAAGACAUUGACAUCUAUGUCGAUGGAUUCUCUAGGUUCUGAAUUUCCACGAGGAGACUAUCAGCAGUCCAUUGGGUUUGCCAAUGCCUUGAGUCAUGCUAUUAUUCGCGAGGACUCGGCUAAUUCUCUGUCCGGCAUGGAGGAUCCCGAACGUGCAGCGGCGCUUCUAGAGGAUGAAACCUUGGAGCUCGCGGGUGCACCGUGGGCAAAGGAGGGUAGUCUCAAACAUAAACAUCAUCUUGAUUCAGUCGAUAAACGCUCCAAAGAUAGAAAUUGGAAUGAAUCGUUUGCCGUGAUACAGCGCGGUUGGAUGAGAUUGUUUUCAUUCAACGCCUCAAGCAAGUCCAUGCGGCUGAAGCCGAAACAGCGACAGAAUGGCGGUCUUGUCGUCGGUGGGGGGAAUUGGACAGAGAACGCUGAGGAAACGUGGAAGUUCCUUCUACGCCAGUCCAUUGCCAGCGCCCUCCCGUCACCGGGCUACUCAAAGUCCCGACCCCAUGUAUGGGCUCUAAGCUUGCCCACCGGCGCUGUUCACCUGUUCCAAGUAGGCACGCCAGAUAUCGUGAAGGAGUUCGUCUCAUCCGCCAACUAUUGGAGCGCUAGGUUAUCCAAGGAGCCUCUAUUUGGAGGCAUCAGUAACAUCGAAUACGGCUGGAGCACUGCAGUCAUUAACAGCGCUUUAGUCCAUAAUAACAGCAACACCGAAAGCACCGCUGCCCCUCCCUCUUCCUCCUCCAGCGGCCCUCAUCCAACGCCACCACCACAAACCGCAAACUCCUCUGCAACCCGCCAAAGCUUCCAAAGCUCCUUCCGUGGCUCCCUAGACCACCCAUCCAACAUCCGCCCGCGUCUCCCCGCCGACCGUAUACACAUCAGCGACUGGACCCCUCCGCAACAAAGCAUGAUGGCAUCCACACUCCCAGAAAAAGAACAACUCGCCACGCUGCGCAAAUACGUGAAACACGUCGAGGAGGAGCUGCAGCGACAUAACGAACUGCGUGCCGCGAUGACUCUGGCCUUCACUCCCCGCCACCCUAACGCGAAUAAGGCGCUGGCGAAUUGGGAGCGGAAGAGCUCGUAUUUGCUGAGGGAGAUUGUGAAGUUUCGGACGUAUAUUGAUUGUUUGACGGCGGCGCAGACGUUGAGGGAGAAAAUUACAGGUGGCUCUGGCGAGACUACGCGUACGGAAGUAACGACGGCGACACCGGAAGCACUCGAGCUUAAGACAUCAUCGCCAGUUGAUAGGCCGCGGGCUUCUAGUUUUAGUGUUUCUUGAUGACCGUUUCCUUUGUUUUUGGGGUUGAUUUUGCUAUUGUGGACUUUUAAUUUUUUUUUUUUUUUUUCCUAAGGCUGAUAUUAUAUCUGAACCACUUUUCUUCUAGAGUUUUUACUUUUUUUGUCUCUUUUUUGGGGGGGGGACAACCCCAUACGACUGGGCCGGUGUUGUGAAAUUAUUACACAUUAUUGUUAAUUGUGUCUCACACACUUGCUGGUUUACAUCUUUUGCAAUGAGUCUACUUUUUAUUUUUAUUAUUUUUGUUUUUAAUUUUUAAUUUUUGUCCAUUUCUCUUCUCGUGACAAUGGCACACAAGGCAAGCAAGCGAAGAAACGAAUACGUAUAUUACUUUACUUAUAUUAUUUUAAUAUCCUCUUCUCCUUUUCUUCACUUUGUUUAUUUGAUCAUUUCUCAGCUGGGCAUAAUCUGACCUGAUUCCAUGAUUUCAUUCCGUUUAUUUAUUAUUUAUUUUCUUUUUCUCAUGAUGUUUCUUUGCAAGAAUUUCAGUGGCAUUUCUUUUUUAUUUUUGUUAAGCUAUCAUAACUGUUGUGUUUAAAGGUAUGAGGCUUAAGUAACACUUUUGCUCUAAAAUAAUUCAAUCAACAUUUCUGAUAAAUAUCUGUAUUGAUUUUGUGUAAUGUUGAUUUACAGUGUGUCGAGGAUGGAGUGCAUAUAAAAUUGCGAUUUCAUGUCGCCUAUUUUUUCGAAAUGCCAUUUUUUCACCGUAGGUAAAUGGUUGUAGCUCAUGGCAAAUGGGGUUUAUGGAUGACCUGCUGAAGCCGGAGAGAGAGAUAGCUUUGGCUUGAGAGAGAGAAUGGGACAGCUUCCUCGCGCAGAUGGCUACGGUAGAAUAAUAAUACGUGCCAAUUGAAUGGUUCUGGUCUCUUGAACGAGUUAAUGGGCCAGUUCAUGAGGGGGCCUUAACUGUGCUCGCCUCGAAGUAGAUAUAUAGAUAAGUUGGAUGGGGAGGAUAUUGAGCCGGAUUCCUAAAUACAGACGAUGCCGCUGGAAAUUGAUAGACAUAUAAAU
Messenger RNA from Blastomyces dermatitidis ER-3, 7205 nucleotides. RefSeq names its product Sec7 domain-containing protein. The record is from RefSeq and is a predicted model, not a curated record. Gene Ontology annotation, biological process: regulation of ARF protein signal transduction. The coding region runs from base 1224 to 6176 and encodes 1650 amino acids. Gene Ontology annotation, molecular function: guanyl-nucleotide exchange factor activity. The transcript is spliced from 3 exons. NCBI's taxonomy places the organism in Eukaryota, Fungi, Ascomycota, Eurotiomycetes, Onygenales, Ajellomycetaceae.